Cydia strobilella is the source of this 6449-nucleotide messenger RNA. RefSeq names its product dual 3',5'-cyclic-AMP and -GMP phosphodiesterase 11-like (gene Pde11). NCBI's taxonomy places the organism in Eukaryota, Metazoa, Arthropoda, Insecta, Lepidoptera, Tortricidae. The record is from RefSeq and is a predicted model, not a curated record. Bases 620 to 3550 code for a protein of 976 amino acids. The transcript has 20 exons. Gene Ontology annotation, biological process: signal transduction. Gene Ontology annotation, molecular function: protein binding; 3',5'-cyclic-AMP phosphodiesterase activity; 3',5'-cyclic-GMP phosphodiesterase activity.
AGCGCGUGUGCUGUGAGUGUGUAAAUGCGCGAGUGUGUGGGUGUUCCUGAGCGGCGCGGAGUGCGGUUAGACGGCGGCGCCAGUUGACUCCCAAGCGCCGCGUAGCUACUACGCUUAGCCGCGUUUCGUCCGCACCGCGAUCCCAAUAACUUUGUGCACUGGAAACUUUUCAAAGCAAUUUUCGCGUGUUAUCGAAGUUCGCUUCACGUUAUCGUCGCGAAUUACGUGUAUCGAGCUGCGGGCGUGCUUGCUCAGCGAUUAGACACGCACUUUCGCACGUGUAAACGCAUCGGUCGGUCUAUUUUUGAAUAUUCUCUAAACGCUAUCGCUACACCGCGAAGUUUUCGAAACGCCCGUACCGGGUUAACGCCCGCUGCACAGUGCAGUCGCAACGGCAGUGUUUUUGUUGACGGAUAACAUUUUGUGUUGUUAACCUCCGUUCAAUCUGAGAGACGUUAUCUUGGUGCGCGCGCCUGUAACCUCUCGGUCGAGUGAUGACUUCGGAUGACCUUGUUAGUGGUUUAUCUUUGUGAGUGUCAGUGAGAGGCAGUAGUGCAUGUGCUGUUACCGGUAGUGCCAGUGAUGUGACAGUUUAUGGAAGUGUCAGGGUUGACUCGGAAUGUUCACAAAGAACGCCAAGGCUCCCGAGCGGUGCCGACACCCUCAUAGGAGCUACAAGAAGAAAAAGCCCCUGCCGCAUACACCCUGGAAGUACUUGAUGAAUUGCCCACUCGUUAGGAAAUGUUUUGGUCUACAGUUGCGCAGCAUAGAGGAGCCGGCAGGUGGCGCGGGCGGCGGUGUGCCCGCGGCCACCUGCUACGAUGCGGAAUGCGCUCGCACUGAGGCCUGGCUGGACGAGAACCAGGAGUUUGUGCAUGAUUACUUCUUAAGGAAAGCGACGCGGCAGGUGGUAGACGCAUGGCUGGUGUCGCACGCGACGCCGCCCAGCGCCGAGCUCGCGUCGCCGUCGCGGGCAGGAUCAGGCGCCACCACACCUGUCAGAACGCAUUUCUUCGGCAGGAAGAUAUCGGCGCACGAGUUCGAGCGCGGCGGACUGCUGAAGCCGCUGGUGACGACGGUGGACGGCACGCCGACGUUUCUCGGCGACCAGCCGCAUGCCGCGCCGUCGCGGCCGCAGCGCCGCUCGCGACAUGAACUGAGGCAGCUGGAUGAGAAAGAACUCAUAUUUGAGCUGGUGAAAGACAUCUGCAACGAGCUGGAGGUGCGGGUGCUGUGCCACAAGAUCCUUCAGAACGUGUCGAUACUCCUGGACGCGGACCGGGGGUCCCUUUUCCUGGUGCAGGGCGAAAAGGCGGCGUCCCCGCAUCCUCAGAACGGCAGAUGCCUCGUGUCGAAGCUGUUCGAUGUGUGCUCCAAGUCCACGCCCGAGCAGAUGGAGCAGUUGGAGGAGAUCCGCAUCCCCUGGGGCAGCGGGAUCGUCGGCUACGUCGCGGAGAGCGGCGAGCCCGUCAACAUACCAGACGCUUACAAAGAUGAACGGUUUAACCACGACAUCGACCAGCAAACAGGGUACAAGACGAGAUCGUUACUAUGCAUGCCUAUAAAGGACAUCAAUGGAGAAGUUAUUGGGGUCGCUCAGGUGAUAAACAAACAGAACGACGGCCCGUUCACAGCGAACGACGAGAAGGUGUUCGCGUCGUACCUCCAGUUCUGCGGCAUUGGGCUGCGGAACGCGCAGCUGUACGAACGGUCGCAACUGGAGGUGAAGCGCAACCAGGUGCUGCUCGACCUGGCGCGCAUGGUGUUCGAGGAACAGAGCACCAUAGAGCACAUGGUGCUCAGGAUACUCACGCACACGCAGAGCCUCAUAAGGUGUCAACGAGUACAGGUCCUUCUAGUCCACGAAGCGUCGAAAGGCAGUUUCUCCCGCGUGUUCGACCUGGAGGCGGGCGACGAGACAGAACCCGGCACGCCUAGAACUUCCCCCUACGAGAGUCGCUUCCCCAUUAACAUAGGUAUCACCGGAUAUGUGGCCACCACGGGAGAGACUGUGAACAUAGCUGACGCGUACCUAGACGCCCGGUUCGACCCCUCGGUCGACGAGGGAACGGGCUUCAAGCACAAUACCAUCUUGUGUAUGGCCAUCAAGAACUCCGAGGGCAUGAUAAUCGGAGUCAUUCAGUUAGUAAAUAAAUUCGACGAGCUGCUGUUCACGAAGAACGACGAGAAUUUCGUGGAGGCGUUCGCGAUAUUCUGCGGGAUGGGCAUCCAUAACACGCACAUGUACGAGAAGGCCAUCACGGCUAUGGCCAAGCAGAGCGUUACUCUAGACGUUUUAAGUUACCAUGCAUCCGCUACAUUAGAUGAUGCACAGCGGUUACGAGUAAGUAAUUUAUAUUUCCAGACGCUAAGGAUAGCCUCGUCGGCCCACUUCAGCCUCCAUGAGCUGGAAUUCGACGACAUCCAGAUGAGCGACGACGACACACUCACCGCUUGCCUGCGAAUGUUCCUGGACCUGGACUUCGUGGAGCGGUUCCAUAUCGACUACAGUGUGCUGUGCCGGUGGCUGCUCAGCGUUAAGAAGAAUUACCGGAAUGUGACUUAUCAUAAUUGGAGACACGCUUUUAACGUUGCGCAGAUGAUGUUCGCUAUCUUAACUGAAACCCAAUGGUGGAAGAUCUUCGGAGAGCUGGAGUGCCUGGCUCUGAUCAUCGGCUGCUUAUGCCACGACCUUGAUCACCGAGGGACCAAUAACUCUUUCCAGAUCAAGGCAUCGUCACCCCUAGCGCAGCUAUAUUCGACGUCCACCAUGGAACACCACCACUUCGACCAGUGUCUGAUGAUCCUCAACUCUCCUGGCAAUCAGAUAUUGUCCCAUUUGUCCUCAGACGAUUAUGAGAAGGUCGUCAAGGUGCUUGAAGACGCGAUCCUGUCGACUGAUUUGGCGGUAUACUUUAGCAAACGCACGUCCUUCAUUGAGCUGGUGGAGCAAGAGCGCUCGGUAACCGCGGAGUGGGGCGAGUGCGAGCAGCGGCGCGGCCUGCUGCGCGCCAUGCUCAUGACCGCCUGCGACCUGGCCGCCAUCACCAAGCCCUGGCCUGUCGAGCGGCGUGUGGCGGCCUUGGUGGCUGGAGAGUUCUUCAGGCAGGGGGAUCUCGAGCGGCAGAACUUGAACUUGACUCCUAUUGAUUUGAUGAAUCGGGAUAAAGAAGAUGAGCUGCCGGCCAUGCAAGUCAAAUUUAUCGACACAAUCUGCAUGCCUAUUUAUGAGGCAUUCGCAGUCCUAUCGCCAAGCCUACAGCCGAUGCUAGACCGAGUCAAAAGCAAUCGAGCGCACUGGAUCGAGCUCUCCAACAACGACAAGAACGACUACAUGGACAAGGAGCCAGAAAGAGACAAGUCCAGCCUCAGCUCCCACGUCGAGGACACCGAUACGUACGAGGGAGACAGCAGCGGCGCUGUCAGCUUGUCUUCGGAGACUAAUUUCAAGUAUGAAAACCUCGAAAACCCAGUCGUAGGGCUGCUAGCCAACAACGCACUCGCGCUCACAAAUCAGGGUAAAUUCAACAACGUCAAUGAUGUCAACUGAAACGCGUUCGAAGUUUCAAAGGCCAAUAGAGAAGCCAAAUCGUCCAAUUAGAUAGCUUAGGGUAAGGUCCGUAUCCCGCACAGCACAAGACUUUUACUUUCAACCAGCGAUUUCUGUAAUUUGUUUAAUAUACAUCCAUGUUCCUAUUGGUCUGACUGGGAGAUAUAUUUCACAUGGCGGGCGUAGAAACAGAUGUGUGAUAUUUAUGUAGUAAAUAGUUGAUAUAGUCAAAUGAAUUUCCCAUAACGCAUGGCGUUUAAUAAAUAACUUGUCACCUGUCGCCGCACUAUUUUUGUACACUUCAUUUACUAACGUUUUUAAUGAAAAAAAGUAAUAUACUUACUUCGAAGUCUGUAACUAUUUAUGAAAUUUUACUCGUUAGAAACAAUAACGAAAUAACUUCUAUUUUAAUGUAUUUAUGAGGAUAAAACUUCGAAAUCGAAGGUUUAUCUUAAGAUACGACUGUAUGAAAUUUACAGUGCCCAAUGAGUUUUUAGUCGAAAUAUAACUGAAUGACAUUUAUUGUUUACUAGAUUUUAAGUAUCGUAACGUGUCAAACAUAAAUGACCAAGAAACCAAAAAGUCUUAUUGUACUAAAUUAUUAUUAUUGUUUUUGAAUUCACUCCGUAAGCUUUGAGUAUUACGAAUGAAUUUCGUACUGUUGUUUUAAAAUUUAGUUUAGAUGGAGCAUAUCGAACGAUAGAUUGUUUAAAAAUGUAAAUUAUCUACUAGCACAAUGUAAAUAAUAAUCAAGAAUGUUACUAACAAAAUAAAAUUCACUGAGUACUUAUUUUCGCUUGGGCAUUUUUUGCCAAAAUCGUUUGAUGUUUAAGUGUCGAAAUGACGUCGAGGUCAUAUAAUAUCCAUAUUUAUAAGUCUGGCUGCCUACUAGGCUUGACACGAUUUAUUUCUUACUUUGAUUUAGUAAAGCUCUCGUGAAAUGCUAAUAGAAACGACUUGACGUUUGACGACUUUUGACACAAAACGCCUCAGCGCUUAUUUUUAUGUUCGGGUCUGAUUGGGACCGGGAAACUUUGUCUAUCUUAUCCUUAAGGAACAGUGACCUCGCAGGUUUAGUUACAGGAUAUCCUCAAGGAGUUGUACUUCUAGUUGAAUCUAGUAUUGGUAACGACUCGAUCCCUUGGACUCUUCGUCGUCAUUUUUUUAAUACGGGUUUAUAUUUUUAUUACCAGAGAACUCUUGUAAGACGAGUUCUUAUUAUUAUUUUUUACAUACGUACAUUCAUGUUCUUUUUCAUGCUCGUAUGUAUCGUUGACUUUCAAUAACAUGGUUUCUUUACUGUUAUGGCUUAAUAGGGCUUGUCUUUUUUAAUUAUAGGUACUUCAAAUGGAUUUUAAAGGGACCCGACUUGACAAAAAAAGAGUAGUCUUUAAACUAACCGGGAACCAAAAAUCGAAGCGAAUAAUGUCUUCUAUCACUCGACACAAGAGUAACAGAGAUGCAAAUAUACGAAACUUUGAUAUUCAAUAUUCGCGGUAGCCCCCCUGUGACUGAGUUGAGUUCUAAAUGUAGACUCGUGAGACUCGACUCAUUACCAAUUCUAGUUGAAUCUGCAUGUUUUCUUAUUACCUCAUUAAAUUGUUAAAAGUUGUUAGACAGUUACGGUACCCUAUAAUCCUUCGAGCAACACCGGAAAGGGAGACGGCAUUCGUACUAUUUCCCCGUCUGCCGAAGCAUAGGUACAACUGUACCUAUGGCGGUGCGUGUUGUGACUCGUCCGUACACAAAAAGAGAUCGAGGUGUGCAAGACUAUCUUUGACGUGUGUCAAUUCAUUUUCUAUGUAUUUGUGUCGUCAUUACAGAUUGGAUUUAGUAUGUAGUGAGUGAGAGGUGCGACUGUGUGCACGUUUCCCCCCGCAAAAAAUGGCAGAACGAUUUGUACGAUAAAAUCACUUGGGCUUCUCCCUUCCGACAUGACGGAAGCUGGUGUUGCUCGAAGCUAUAAUCCAUUCCAAUCUUUGUACCUACCUUAAACCAUUCGUGUUGUAUAUAUGGCCGAUUUUGUAAACGAUAUAAGACCUAAUAAUAAAGGUUGUUCGUCCCGAGGACAGAAUUAUCGUGGAAUUGGCCCGUAAUUAAAAUUGUCAAUUAACGUAAAGUUAAUACAAGUUAGAAUGUAUUUAGCACAUUUUCUGUAAAUUUAUUUCGUGCUUUGUCCAAAUAAAUUAAUGAUUGUCAUUGUAAUUCCUGAUAAAUCUUAUAAUCAAAAUGGUUUUCGAGUUAUAUGAAAACUUUAAUGUACUUACUCAUUCCAUGUCAAAAUAGUAAUUCUUAACGUUUAAUCUGGCUUAUUUCCUCUAAACAAGACAAGACUUUGACCAAUUUGUUCCGUAAAGGAAAAUAUGCAAAGAAAAUAUUUUCUAUUUGGAAUAUCUCUCUAUAAGAAUUAAGCGUUGUUAUAUAUUAAACACUCGAUCGCUUGUAAUUUAAAGUAACAUCUGAAAAAGACGUAGAAUUCUGUGUAUUUAUUGGACCAUAUUUGACCGUUCGGGUAAGUUUGUCUCCUGGAAUGCUAAAUAAUAUGCAGCCGAGCGCGAUUAUCUGUGCAUCUUCUGUGCGUUAGUAGCACUAUUGCUUAUCUGUGUGUCUAUUUUUUAUGGUAAAAAUAAGGUUUGCCGUUGGCUACAUUUCACGACCGAAGGUGUUUAAUAUGUACUAACGCCCUAAAUAUUUUACAUGAAGAAAAUCUCAAAUUAAUUGUGGUAAUAAACUAUGUACAACUAUAAUGUUAAGAUUGCUGUAAGUAUUAUUAGAAGUAAAUAGACAAUUAAUAACUGUAAUUCACUAAAUGAAGAGUUGUAUGGUGUGUGAAUAUGGAGGUUGUUUUGUUCCAAACAAAAAUGUUAUUUAUUUAUGAUUAAACGAAAUUUUAAAUACU